This is a messenger RNA of Teleopsis dalmanni, 2986 nucleotides long. Its product is annotated as dentin sialophosphoprotein-like. Gene Ontology annotation, molecular function: protein binding. The coding region runs from base 368 to 2920 and encodes 850 amino acids. The record is from RefSeq and is a predicted model, not a curated record. The transcript is spliced from 7 exons. NCBI's taxonomy places the organism in Eukaryota, Metazoa, Arthropoda, Insecta, Diptera, Diopsidae.
UACAAACAUUAUUAAACACGCACGCAUCAUCACAGAACUUUGUUUGAGGAUUAUUAGAGAACUUAGCGAUAUUGAUGUAGCCGCAGCUUAUCAUCAAUACGUUGAUUUCUAUCAUUCAUCUGAAACUGAGAAUGAGCGUGAUUCUGAUGUUGUGCCUUCUACAAGUACAGGCGCUACUACGCCGGCAGCAGCGCGAAGAACUUUAUCAUCAACACGAAGAUCUAAUCGUAUACGUUCAGAUGGCGAUUGGCGCUCCGACUGCAGGCAACUACUAGAUAUACUUUGGCAAAGGCCAGAUUCAGCGCCAUUUCGAGAACCUGUUGAUACAAUUGAGUUUCCAGAUUAUUUGGAAAUAAUAUCGACUCCAAUGGACUUACGCACUGUUAAGGAAGAUUUACUAGGUGGAAAUUAUGAUGAUCCUUUGGAUUUUGCAAAAGAUGUGCGCUUAAUAUUUAUUAACUCGAAGAAUUACAACACUAACAAACGCUCAAGAGAUUAUUCCUCGAUUUAUUCUAUGACGCUUCGCCUCAGUGCUCUUUUUGAGUCUCACAUAAAAACCGUCGUCAGCAACUGGAAAGCUGCAAGACGGCGCGCUAAUAAAAACAAAAAGAAUAGUGGUAGAGGAUCAAGUAGUAGUCCUACGAAAAGGACACAAUCUGAAAGAAAUCGUCCUGGACCUUCUACUCGAAGAAAUAAUAAAUCUAAUCGACAAAUUCGUAGUUCUGACGAAGAUGUCGAGAAUGAUGAAGAUGAUUCGCAGCCACGCAGUAGUCAACGACGAGUUGGAAGAAAUGGGCCAACUCGUUCACAGGUUGUAACAUCAAACUCAUCUAAUCGUGUUACUUCAUCAUCACAUCGACGAAUAAAUGGAACAGAGGAUGCACAACCUACACGUAGUUCACGACGUAAAGCGCAUAGUCAAGAACUAAAUGAAGAUGAGGAUGAUGACGAAGAUGAAGAGGAAGACGAAGAAAAUGAACAAAAUGAAAGUGAAGAAAAUGAGAGUAGCUCCAAUAGUGAAGCCGAUGAUGUAUCAAGUGAAGAUGAAAGUAGUGGGGAUGGCAGUGAUAGUAAUAAUAAUGAUGACGACGAUGACGACCAUGAUUCAAAUGUUGGACGCUCUCCAAGAAAAAAAAAUAAACGAAAAUCUCAUUCAGAUGAUGAUUCAGAAGAAAGUUAUAAUCCCUUAAAAGAUCGUCGUCAAAAUAAAAAACGUCGAAAAUAUAAUAAACAAAAACAGACGCAACGUAAACGAAAUGGUGUACAUAAAAAAAGUAAACCCACUGCCAAUGGUAUUAAAAGAACGGUUUCAAAUCCGAAAAAUUCUCGAAGAGGUCAACGUCGACGAUACCAAUCUUCCGGUGAUGAGGAAACAGUAGUAGUUUCCCAAAUAGAUGAAAGCACUCAAGAUACGGACCAGCAUACACCAAAGAAAAAAGGUCGACCACCCAAAGCGCAGAGUACAACAUAUGUUGCUAAUGGUCCUAGUACAAGUUCAAGUACUUUACCAGAAGUCUCAUCCCGUAUUACUCGUGGAGCAGCAGGUUCAAGACGUAAUCCUGCUGAAAACGACCAUAGUUAUCAUUUGCCAGUUCGCAAUGGACGCUUACAAGAAUCAGAUACAGAUUCAAGAGAAUUAGGCACACGUCCUACACGCUCAAGUGCUAAAAGAGCAAUUCUUGAAUGGGCAAAAGGAAGCGAUAUUGACGAGAUAGAUAGUGAUGAGGCUGAGGAGAUAUUGCCUACUCCAACACCAACUAAGGUUAAUGGUACGGCAAAUAAUACGCGGUAUUUAAAUGGCCCUUCAACAAGUCGUGCCGCUAUUGCUGCCGCAGCUGCUAACACUGGCACAGUAAUUAGGCAGUUGCGAACGAAUAGAAAUACAGUUGUAGAACCGCGGGGGAUUGAUAGUGAUGACGAUGGUAGUGAUGACGAACCUUUAGCUUCAAGUCAGAAUUCACAGCUUAGUACACAAAGUAAAAGACAGCACUCAAUACGAGUUGAUGCCACUAGAGUAAGUCGACAAAGUUCUUUACAGUUGCAACGAUUACGACCGCACGCGGUAGCAAUUAGUACUAGUGCGAGUACAUCACAUAUGACACGUUCUCACGCAACCUCAACUACAUCAAAUGCCGCGUCGUCCUCUAGCAGUAGAAUAUUACCCUUAAGCACGCAUGAUCACAAUUACAUUGGUGAUACAAGACCGACAACAACAAACAGUAAUGUGCGAAACACACGUCGUUUAUUAUCCCGACAUCAACGAAAUGCUGAUGAAUUAGAUAGUAGUAUUGAUCCUUUGGAAAAUGUGAGGCUUUUUGCUGCGGCUUCUCGUUCCAGACGCAACUUUCCCACCUCAACAUCAAAUGUAUCAAAUACAACUAAUAGUACUAAUGCAGUAACAACUGUUGAAGUUAGGCGUGGACGUUCACGUUAUAGCCAAGAAAAUUCUCAAACUGAUGCACACGAUGAUGACGAAGAUGAAGAUGCUGGAGGUUCAGAUGAAGGAACAGUGGGUGGCUCUAGUAAUCACACCGAAGAUUCUUCUGACUCUGACGACAAUCAACCGUUGACAUCGUAUGUACCCGCAGCAAAAAGAUCACAACGUAAUAUAGUAAAAAGUCGUAAAACAGAAAUCAAUCGGGAAGUGCGUGUGCAGCGUGGUUGUCGAAAUCUUAAACGACCUCGUUAUAAUGAACAAAGUGAAGACGACGAACCAGCGCCAAGUCGCAGACGUACGAAUGAUAACGGUGUUGGAAGUUCGGCUACUGUGUCUACAGUAUCAUACAAUAGAUUAGCAGCAGUUGAUGACGUCGGAGAUGAUAGUUCUGUAGACAGCGACGACGAACAAUUAAUAAGCGUGAGUAGUAGAGGAAGAGUGCGGAAAAUUACUGCCAAAGCGAGAGGGAUUUUCAAAGAGUAAUUUAUAUAAAAAUGAACUUUACUCUUGACUGUUAAUAUUUAUAUAUAUACAAAAAGAAAAAAAAAA